Rhodamnia argentea is the source of this 998-nucleotide messenger RNA. RefSeq names its product probable RNA-binding protein 18. The transcript is spliced from 4 exons. Gene Ontology annotation, molecular function: RNA binding. The record is from RefSeq and is a predicted model, not a curated record. NCBI's taxonomy places the organism in Eukaryota, Viridiplantae, Streptophyta, Magnoliopsida, Myrtales, Myrtaceae. The coding region runs from base 255 to 716 and encodes 153 amino acids.
AAAACAAAUGACUAAUGAUCAUUCUAGUGUACUUGCUGUAUGCUUGUGAGUGUGUUAGUGUUAUUCAAACUGCCAUAGCAUUUUUUUAAUGUAGCAAAAUGUUGAACUGCUUAUAGUGGUUUGGACAGGCACAGAAUCCUCUGAACUCUUUAUAUAUAUGUUCACAUUCAGGAGGAUCCGGUCAGUGAAGCUCUAGAAGUUGUUUCUGUUCCCCUGCUGCGAAUUUAACUUCUGCCCGAAUACGUUGCUUCAUCAUGGACCCUAACAGAUUCACUGAUGACAGGUCUGAAAGUAGACUCUAUAUUGGCAAUCUUGAUUUGAGGAUAACAGAGGCUACUCUAAUCAAGAUGUUUUCUCCCUUUGGGAAGAUUAUAUCAGAGGAUUUCCUUUGGCAUACUCGUGGCCCAAAACGUGGAGAGCCAAGAGGCUUUGCUUUCAUUCAGUACAGUAGCAAAGAGGAAGCUGAGCUCGCGAAGGAGAAGAUGCAUGGGAAGUUGGCCUGUGGCCGCCCUCUAGUUGUCCGUCUUGCUAGUGAGAAGUAUCUGGUGGAUACGGUGGAGAACUCGUCCAAGGUACGAGGCCACCUCGACAAGACUUGCAUAUCUGGUAGCAGUUCCGGACAGAUGAGUAAGAGUGCUAAGAUAGCUGCAAUCAAGAGCAAGUUGAAAGCUUUGGAGGAAGAGAACUCCAAUGUUAAGAAGCAGAAACUAAGCUGACCAUGUUUCAUCGCAAAUCGAGCUGCAUUAACUACAUCUCAGGAGGCCAACGCUCCCGAAAUAGGCGGGGGCCAGUUGCUGCCAUCGGGACUCGCGAUAAGGGAUGUUUUUGGGGUUGAAGGUUGGAACUGGAUGGGGUUGAAUAGCCGUGGUGGGUUUCAAGCAAUGUGACGUAGCGAAACAUUGACAAUGUAUAUCCGGUGGUAUCGGUGAUUGUCGUAAAUCCUGUGGCAGAUACUGGAUUGAUAUUUACUGGAUUGAUUAAUUCAAGAAAUUUCGCUA